Molecule: messenger RNA, 870 nt
Organism: Aspergillus luchuensis
Lineage: Eukaryota; Fungi; Ascomycota; Eurotiomycetes; Eurotiales; Aspergillaceae
Product: alpha/beta fold hydrolase
Exons: 1
Coding region: 1-870 (289 amino acids)
Source: RefSeq, a predicted model, not a curated record
AUGACCCCCCUCCCCACCCAAACCCACGGCCCACCCACCGGCCACCCGAUCCUAAUAAUCCCAGGAUGGGAAAUGACGCCCGAAACAGAAAUGUACGAUUUCGAGCCCAUCUUCACCACCCUCCCCAACUCCAACUUGCGCCGAAUCUACAUCGCCCUACCAGGAACGGCCUCCACCCCAGCAAGAAACAUCACCUCCCUCGACGACAUCUACCACCACCUCGUGCACUUCAUCGACACAACUCUAGGAGAUGCUCGCUUCAUGUUGAUCGGAUCCUCCUGCGGGGCGUAUCUUGCGCGUGCAAUCGCUCAGAAGUACGUGACUCGGAUAGAUGGGUUACUUCUCAGAGUGCCGUUGGUUCAGCCGGAGGAUGCGAAGCGGGAUGUUGAUAGGAUUGAACCACUUAUCAAGAAUGAAAAACUCAUGAAUGGGCUUGGUGAGGAGGAUAAGACGCUUCUCGGAGUUGAGAACGGGGGGAAAGUGCUGGUGCAGACGGAGGGGUAUGUGGGGGAGUUAGUGAGGAAGUAUCGGGAGGUGUAUGUUCCUGCGGAGGAGGGGGCUGAUAAGGGGGUUUUGGAUCGGAUAAGGGGGGAUGUGGGGAGGUAUCGGUUGAGUGAGGGGGUGCUUGGGAAUGGGAAUGGUGGGGAGAAGUUGAUGGCGCCGACGCUGGUGGUUUGUGGGAGGCAGGAUGAGAGCGUGGGGUAUAGAGAUUGUUUGGGUCUGUUGGAGAGGUAUCCUAGGGCGACGUUUGCGGUGCUGGAUCGUGGGACGCAUGGGUUGCCGGUGGAUGCGAGUGAGAGGGGGGUGUUUGGGGUGUUGGUUAGGGAUUGGGUUUUUAGGGUGGGGGAGUGGAGGGAUAGUCAUCAUUGA